CAUUGCAUGCUAGAAACACUUCAGGUUCUGCAGCAGAAGCACACAUUCGUCCAUCUUAAUUUUCAACAAAUAUUUGAAUAAUCAUGAGUCUUCAAUCAAAAGGAAACACUACUGCAAUAGAAACACUUCAGGUUCUGCAGCAGAAGCACACAUUCGUCCAUCUUGAUUUUCAACAAAUAUUUGAAUAAUCAUGAGUCUUCAAUCAAAAGGAAGCACUACUGCAAUAGAUGACCUCUACAGUUCUGCUCCUGUCCGAUUACCUAGCCAAAAGAAGAUAAGAGAACUUGCAGAGCGUAUCGGAAUUGAUCUUACUGAUGACGAAGUUGUGGAAUAUAGGAAUUUGAUGAAGGAGAUCAUUGGCUGUUAUUCUGCGGUUGAUAAACUACCUGAUAUUUCACUUCCAGUAAAGUACCCGCGGUUACCGGGUUACAGACCCCAAGCCGAGGAAAACCCGUUGAAUGCCUGGUACUGGAAAACAAACAUCACGGGUGCAUCAACAGGAAUACUGAAAGGCAAGAACAUAGCAAUGAAAGAUACUAUUGCUGUAUCUGGAGUUCCUAUGAUGGGAGGAACGUGGAUCCUAGAGGGUUAUGUGCCAGAGUUUGAUGCCACAGUGGUUUCCAGAGUUCUCGAUGCAGGUGGAAGAAUCGCAGGCAAAGCGCUGUGUGAAGACUAUUGUGUUUCUGGGCAUAGUUUUUUGGCAGCAAAAGGACCGACGUUAAACCCUUACAACCAUCUUUACAGCGCAGGAGGCUCCAGCUCUGGAUGUGCGGUCUUGGUCGCAACAGGUGAAGUGGACAUGGCUAUUGGUGGAGAUCAAGGAGGGUCAAUCCGCUUACCGGCAAGUUGCUCUGGUAUCGUUGGUUUGAAACCAACGUAUGGUCUUGUGCCUUACACUGGCGCCCAGGCAAUGGAACCAACAUGUGAUUUUUUAGGACCAAUGGCAAAGACGGUUUACGAUUGUGCUCUUUUGCUAGAGGCAAUUGCUGGUUACGAUAAUGGUCUUGAUCCAAGACAGAAUCCAACCAUCACUGCAGAGAAAUAUACAGACGCAUUAAGAGGUCAAACUCUUGAGAAUAUUACAAUUGGGCUGCUGAAAGAAGGUUUUGAGCAGGCAAACUCUGAUCAGAAAGUAAAUGAUGUCGUCCGAAGAGCUGUUCAAAAAAUGUCUACAAUAAAGGCUAAGAUUUCAAAUGUUUCGGUACCAUUGCACAAGCAGGGUACAAAUAUAUGGUUGUGUUUGGGGCAUCAAGGAAUGGCGGACUCUAUGUUGCGAGGUGGCAGUGUUGGUAGUGGCCACAAAGGGUUCUACCCUACAAGCUUGAUGGACGCGGCUGGUAGAGGCCUCAAUUCUCAACCAAAUGAUCUUUCAUCUGCAGUUAAGAGUGCAUGGAUGCUUGGCGAAUACAUGAAGCAUGAGUACCGUGGCAAAUAUUAUGGAAAAGCCCAGAAUCUUAGAAGACUUCUGACUGCUGAGUUUGACAAAGUUUUCCAAGAUGUCGACGUAAUAGCUCUGCCAACGAUUCCAUUCCAAACUCCCAAAAUACCAGCGAAGGGCGCGUCGAUUACAACUCUCUCUGAAAGUGGAAAGAAUCUUACAAACACUUUUACAUUUAACGUGACUGGUCACCCAGCACUGUCCAUCAACGCUGGCUUCAUAGAUUGUCUACCAGUCGGGAUGAUGUUAGUGGGAAGGAUGUUCGACGAAAGAACACUUUUGAGAGUAGCUCACGCUUAUGAACAACUACAAGACUAAAGCAACUAUGAAAAUACGCUUACUCAGUAAUAAACAAAAGGCUUGCAAUGAUUUAUUUAUAGCUACACACGUCGUAUGAUUUCGAAUAAAUAUUGGUAAUAUCGUA
Messenger RNA from Anneissia japonica, 1862 nucleotides. Its product is annotated as amidase-like. Bases 191 to 1756 code for a protein of 521 amino acids. The record is from RefSeq and is a predicted model, not a curated record. The transcript has 11 exons. Gene Ontology annotation, molecular function: catalytic activity. NCBI's taxonomy places the organism in Eukaryota, Metazoa, Echinodermata, Crinoidea, Comatulida, Comatulidae.